ACCCAGAUCAGCAUCACCAGGCAGACUUCGCCGGCCCUCUUCAAUCAAGCAAGCAUUCCCCGUCUGUCGUCUCCGUCUGUCACCUCCGUCGGUCGUCUUCGUCUGACAUCUCCGUCUGUCACCAUGCUCUCCAAGCUUUCAUUUGCAGCGCUCGCGAGCGUCUUGCUCUCUCCCGUAGCGGGAGGGCCUGUCAACGCCAACGAUCACUCCCCCGCCAGCAAGAGAUCUCCACUCGGACUCAGUCUGCCUCCUUUGAUCCCCUCCAUCCCAGGCGUUACGGAACCUCUUGCUUCCAACGCGCCGCCCCUUCCUAUUCUCCAGAUCCCCACGCCUCCCAUCGAUAGCCCCCCUUUCACGGGUGCCAACAUCAAGCCCAAGAAGAUUGGGUACUUCUGGACCGGAGCAGGUGACAACAUUCACAAGGACUUCCUGGUAACUGCGAGUCUGGACGACGAUACUUUUGGGCAAAUCAUCACUGUCACGGAUGUCCCUACCAGUGGCAACUCGCCUCAUCACUUGGGAAGCUCACUCGACGGCAAGACCCUCAUCGGAGGUGGACUUCUCUCACUGUUGAAGACCCAGGAUACGGCUUUCUACUUUGACGUGUCGAACCCGUAUGCUCCCAAGUUUAAGAAGUCCAACCGUGCUCUUUUGAGCUCUAUUGUGGACGAGAUCAGAGCUAAGCCUGAGGGUGGAUUUUUUAUCACCUACAUGGGCAGCGCAGUGGGCACCUCACCUGGUCGUCUCGUCGAGACGAACGCCGAGGGAGAUAUCAUUCACGAGUGGCCUGAGGAUGUUGCUGGCACGCUGAACAUUCUCGGCGAGCAGUUCAGCCCCCACGGUCUGGCUGUUGACUUCAAUAAGGGCAUCAUCUUGACCUCUGACUUUGUUGUUCCCAUCACGAUCCUCAAGCCGACCCUGGGUAUUCAGAAGGCUAGCACCCUGAGAUUGUGGAACUUGUCUGACCGGACGAUCAUUUCGACCAUCACCAUCCCUAACGGACUCGGCAUCCAAGAUGUGAAGUUCAUCCCAGGUAACCCCGAAAGCGCUGCCAUCGCAACCGCCGUCGGCCCAGGUCAAGUCUGGAUCAUCUACCCCUUCCGCCGCGACUCGUCCGGCAAGCAGGGCGUCGCCGAGCUACUGUACGACCUCGGCUCUAAGGCGAAGGACUCCCUGGCUAUCUACUCGGACAUCAGCGACGACGGCAAGCUGGCGUACUUCACCAUCACCCUCGGCAACCACGUCGCAGCGCUCGACAUCUCGGACCUGAACAACGUCAAGAGGCUCGACGACCCGAACGAGACGCAGCCCAUCAUCGGGCCGCACUACGUCAAGAUCAGCCCCGACAAGAAGAACCUGCUGGUUACCGGAUACUUUGUCCAGGGCGGCGAUAUUUCAAUUGUCAACACCCCUGGAGACUACAAGGGCCACUGGAUUGACAUCCUUCCCAACGGAGGUCUCAGCUUCAACAGAACGAUCGAUUUCGAGAGCAUCUUCACCCGCGACCGUGGUGGUGCUCGGCCUCAUUCAUCCGUCAUUUUCGACCUUACCGAUCCCGAGAACCCCAAACAGAGCUUGGAUAAGAGCCCGGCCGUUCCGGCGGCUGUUGCCUCCACAGCUUCCCCAGGGAAGAAAUGCUCACGAAGUUCCUUAUUAUCCCGGCUUUGGGUAGUUUUUUCCUUUUUGGUCAUUGUCAACUUCAUCUUGCAGACCUACCUCUUUUUCGGCAGUUCGAAACGGCUUCCUGGCAAGCUCGACACUGCAAACGUGGAUGCAGACAAUGAUGUUUACCUUCUUGGCGCUGGUCGCGCAGACAUUACCGGUCCGGUUGUGGAAAUCAACAUGAUGGGAUAUGCAGACCCCAAACAGCUUGGAACCGGCCUUCGCCAGAGGCUCUACGCCCGGGCUUUCAUCGUCGGAAGCGUCGAUCAACCGGAUGAUCGAUUCAUCUACGUCGUUCUAGACACACAGUCCGGGGACACCGCGGUCCGGUAUGGCGUUUUGCAUGGCCUUGCAGACCUUGGCUAUGAGUAUUCCAUGUACGGCCAUCACAAUCUAGCUCUCACCGGAACACACUCCCACUCUGGACCUGGUGCUUGGCUCAACUAUCUUCUGCCACAAAUCACCAGCAAGGGCUUCGACAAGCAGAGCUAUCGUGCCAUUGUUGACGGUACUUUGCUCGCCAUCAAGCGUGCCCACGAGAGCUUGGUGCCUGGCCAUCUCACCGUUGGAACUACGAAGGUCAAGGGCGCCAACAUUAACCGAAGCUUGUAUGCGUACAUGGCAAAUCCUGAGGAGGAACGUGCCAAGUACAAUACCAGUGCCGAAGAAGACGGAUCUGUUGAGAAGGACUUGACAUUGCUGAAGUUCCAAAGAGCAUCUGACGGCAAGAGCCUUGCCGUUUUGACGUGGUUUCCUACGCACGGCACGUCGAUGCUCGGCAACAACACUCUGAUUUCGGGAGACAACAAAGGCGUGGCAGCUUGGCUCUUUGAGAAAAGUGUCCGUGGGCAAGAUCACGUAACGUCGAACUUCAUCGCCGGCUUCUCCCAGGCCAAUAUGGGGGAUGUCAGUCCAAACGUUCUCGGCGCCUGGUGCGAAGAUGGCAGCGGUUCGCAAUGCGACUUCAAGACCAGCACCUGCGGUGACGGCCGGAGCCAGAAGUGUCACGCCCGAGGCCCGUUCUUCCGAGAGAAGGAUAACGGAGCCAAGUCCUGCUACGAAAUAGGCAGAAGACAAUUCGAUGCCGCCAGGAGACUGUAUGACGAAAUGGGUGACAAUGCUCAGCGAGUACGCGGAUCGUGGGUCAAAUCGUUCCACACUUUCCACAAUAUGUCCGAGUUCCAGUUCGAGCUCCCCAAUGGCACCGAGGUGCGGACUUGUCCUGCGGCACUUGGAUACUCAUUCGCGGCCGGAACCUCUGACGGGCCUGGCGCGUUCGACUUUACCCAGCACGAUUCGAACUCUUCAAACACAUCCCCAUUGUGGAAGGUCGUUUCUGGCUUGCUGAAAGCCCCGACCCAAGAUCAACUUGCUUGUCAUUCUCCUAAGCCAAUCCUGCUGGACGUGGGCGAGGUUUUUAACCCGUACCAGUGGACACCCAACAUUGUUGAUAUCCAAGCUUUCCGAGUCGGCCAGUUGGUCAUCAUUGUCAGUCCAGGCGAGGCAUCAACCAUGGCGGGACGUCGUUGGAAAGAUGCCGUCAGGGCUGAGGCCGAAUCAUUGUUCAGUGACGAAACAGCAGUCAAACCUAUUGUGGUAAUCGGUGGACCGGCGAACAGCUAUACCCACUACAUCACAACUCAACAGGAAUAUGGCAUUCAAAGAUACGAAGGUGCAUCAACGUUGUAUGGACCUUAUACGUUGGACGCGUACAUCAAUCGCACUCUGACGUACCUGCCCACGCUGGGCGCCUCGUCUGCAAAGGCUCCGCCGUCGCACGCCGGGCGCCCAUACCCUCCGGACAAUAGCGACCGUUCCUUGAGCUUCAUUACUGGUGUUGUCCGCGACGGCACACCAGUCUUCCGCAGUUUCGGUGACGUGAAGAAGGACGUGGAACAGAAGUAUUCGAUUGGCGAUGUGGUGCGUGCCACAUUUGUCGGAGCCAAUCCCCGGAACAACCUGCGUCUUGAAGGAACCUACGCUGCUGUCGAGCGUCUCGUCAUCGAUGUUGGCGGCAUUAAGAAAUGGGACACUGUACGAGACGACCAGGACUGGAGUCUGAUAUUCCACUGGAAGCGAACGAGUGAUCUCCUGGCUACCAGCGAGGUGGAGAUUACGUGGGAGACGGAGGAGGAUGUGGAAGCAGGGACAUAUCGCUUCCGGUAUUAUGGCGACUCCAAGUCGUUGGGCGGCACAAUCACCAGCUUCGAAGGGGUUAGCGGGCAAUUUGAACUGCAUUGA
Messenger RNA from Colletotrichum gloeosporioides, 3903 nucleotides. RefSeq names its product Neutral ceramidase. The transcript is spliced from 8 exons. Gene Ontology annotation, cellular component: extracellular region. Gene Ontology annotation, biological process: ceramide catabolic process; long-chain fatty acid biosynthetic process; sphingosine biosynthetic process. Gene Ontology annotation, molecular function: N-acylsphingosine amidohydrolase activity. The annotation marks the transcript as partial. Lineage: Eukaryota; Fungi; Ascomycota; Sordariomycetes; Glomerellales; Glomerellaceae. The record is from RefSeq and is a predicted model, not a curated record.